Chrysochloris asiatica (Cape golden mole) is the source of this 2508-nucleotide messenger RNA. RefSeq names its product CD22 molecule (gene CD22). The transcript has 13 exons. The record is from RefSeq and is a predicted model, not a curated record. The coding region runs from base 1 to 2508 and encodes 835 amino acids. NCBI's taxonomy places the organism in Eukaryota, Metazoa, Chordata, Mammalia, Afrosoricida, Chrysochloridae.
AUGCAUCUCUUUGGUCCCUCGCUCCUGUUCCUUGAAUACUUGGCUUUCUCUGACUCAGCGUCAUGGAAAUUUUACCAUCCUCACACCCUCUACUCCUGGGAAGGUGCUUGUAUGUGGAUUCCCUGCCGCUAUACAGCCUCACAUACCGUGACAUCCAUGGACGUGUACCACAAUUAUCUUUUUAACAAAACCACCAAGAACUUUAUGGGAACCAUACUUUAUAAGUCCCCAAGCAUUCUUUACGAAGAGAGAGUACAGUUCCUGGGGAACACCGAAAAUAACUGCACUCUGAGAAUCCAGCCAGUGCAUGCCAAUGACAGCGGUCAACUGGGACUGAGGAUGACAUCAAGUAAUGACAGAUGGAUGGAGAAUAUCAACCUCAAUGUCUCUGAAAGACCCCCUCCACCUCACAUCCAGCUCCCCAUGGAAAUCCAAGAACUUCAAGAAGUCACUUUAAUUUGCAAGCUGAAUUUUUUUUGCCCCAACUACCCGGUCCAGUUGCAGUGGUCAAUGGAUAAGCCAGCGGUUACCUCAACCAACCCAGGCCCCGAGACUGUCUCCAUAGAGAGCAGGCUCACGUUCCAGCCAGAGUGGACUCACCAUGGAAAGAAUCUGACCUGUCAGCUCAAGGAUCUCCAAACAGAGAAGGUCCUCUCGCAGGAAACGGUGUGGCUCGAUGUGAAGCACAUCCCGAUGUUGAAGAUCGAGGUCAGCCCUAGAGACGCCAUUGUAACAGUGGGGGAAUCUGUGACCAUGGAAUGCCACAUCAUCAGCAGCAACCCGGAGUACCGAACUAUAUUCUGGUUCAAGGACAGGACCCGGCUAAAGAAUCAGGAGACAACCACACUAACUCUGUCCUCAGUGACCAAGACGGAGAGUGGAAACUACCACUGUCAGGUUUCCAAUGAUAAGGGCUCAAGAGAUUCAGAAGAAGUGCAUCUUCAAGUGCAGUUUGCUCCAGAACCUUCCAGUGUUCAGAUCCGCCCCUUGUUGGCUAAGGAGGGAAAUCCAGUGCAGCUGACUUGUAUUUCACUAGCCAAUCCUCCUCCGACAAAUUACACCUGGUAUUUCAAUGGAAAAGAAAUUCUGGGAAAGACAAAAAGCAAUUUCCAAAUCCCAAAGGUUCUCCCCCAGCAUGCUGGGAAGUAUUCCUGCUUGGCAGAAAACAGUCUUGGUCUUGGACAGAUUGACCAGGAAGCUGAAUUGGAUGUACAAUAUCCUCCCAAAGGGGUGACCAUGGCGAUUCAGAAUCCUACACCAAUUAGAGAAGGAGAUGAUGUGAUCCUGGUUUGUAACUACAAUUCUAGUAACCCUAGAGUUACCAGAUAUGAAUGGACACCCCAAGUCUCCAAGAAUGAGUCAUUCCCUGAGGUGCUGAUGAUUAGAAAAGUUGCCUGGGAUGUAAGAGCAAUCACCUGCCGAGUCUGUAACACCUGGUGUUCAGAGGCUGUCUCUGUCAACCUGAAUGUGCAGUAUGCUCCCAAAGGUGUCAGGGUCCUGAAGGUCAGCCCCAGUACUGAGAUUCACUCUGGGCACCGGGUCCUCCUUCGAUGUAACGUCUUAAGCAGCCGCCCUGAAGAUGUCCACUUCUCCUGGAAGAAAAAUGGAAACCUUCUGCAGGAAGGAAGAGAACUGAAGUUUGACUCCAUCUCCCCUGAAGAUGCUGGGAAUUACAGCUGCUUAGUUAAUAACUCCAUAGGACAGACCACAUCUGAGGCCUGGAUGCUCCAAGUGCUGUAUGCACCGAGGAGACUGCGGGUGUCCAUCACCCCAAAAGACAGAGUGAUGGAGGGGAAGAAGGUAGCCCUAACGUGUGAGAGUGAUGCCAACCCGCCUGCUUCUCACUACACCUGGUUUGAUUGGAACAACCAAAACCUCCACCAUGCUAGUCAGACGCUGAGAUUGGAACCUGUAAAGAUUCAGCACUCAGGCGACUAUCGGUGCCAGGGGGCCAACCGGCUGGGUGUGGGCGAGUCAGCCCCCAGCACCCUCACUGUCUACUAUAGCCCAGAGACCAUAGGCAAGAGAGCAGCUGUGGGUAUCGGGGUCUGCCUGCUCAUCCUCAUCCUGACAAUCUGGGGGGUCAAGCUUCACAGAGGCUGGAAAAAGAUUCGAAGCCAGCAGGAACUUCAGGAAAAUUCCAGUGGGCAGAGUUUCUUUGUAAGAAAUAAGAAGGUUAGAAGAGGCCACCUCUCGGAAGGGUCCCAGUCCCUGGGAUGUUAUAAUCCAGUGAUGGAAGAUAGUAUUAGUUAUGCCGCUUUGCGUUUUCCUGUUGGCGAAACGGACAUGCCAGGCACUGGUGAUGAGGGGACUUCAGCCAGUAACUCAAGUAAGGAGGACAUGGUCACAUAUUCUGUGGUGCAGAAGCGCCGACUGGGUGACUAUGAAAACGUGGCUCCAGCUCUUCCAGAAGAUGAAGAGAUACAUUAUUCGGAGCUGGUUCAUUUUGGGACUGGGGAGCGACCUGCAGAGCAGGAAAAAGUGGACUAUGUGACUCUCAAGCCCUGA